Molecule: messenger RNA, 2006 nt
Organism: Arabidopsis thaliana (thale cress)
Lineage: Eukaryota; Viridiplantae; Streptophyta; Magnoliopsida; Brassicales; Brassicaceae
Product: ENTH/VHS family protein
Exons: 7
Coding region: 352-1761 (469 amino acids)
Cellular component (GO): nucleus
Source: RefSeq, marked reviewed
UGAAAGCCCAUCUUAAAGUUUGAAAGCACAAAAGAAAAAAACACAAGUUUCCUGAUUCCUCUCUUCUCUGCGAUUUUAGCUCUAGGGAUCGAUUUCGGCGUCAAACGUCGUCGUUUUCGACCAUCUCCUACUUACUACUACUCAGCUGCUUCUGCCUUCUAGGGUUCUUUCUCCGUUCACCCUCCGCCGCACGAGUUGUCCAGCUCCGCCGCAUUCUUCUGUCUCCCAGAUCACCGGCUUUAAGCAAAUCCGGCUGCUUUUCACUCUAAUUCGUAAACCACUUGUGGGAUUUGAGCAUCUUUUACAUUCUCCAAAAUCUCUGCUUUCUAGGGUUUUGUGAGUUUUGGUGGGAUGAGUAGUGUGUUCAGUGAUCAGAUCCUGAUUGAUAAGCUCGCUAAGCUCAAUAGCAGUCAACAGUCUAUCGAAACUCUGUCACAUUGGUGUAUAUUCAAUCGGAGCAAAGCAGAAUUGAUCGUUACGACAUGGGAGAAACAGUUUCACAGUACAGAGAUGGAUCAGAAAGUCCCUCUUUUGUAUUUGGCUAAUGAUAUUCUUCAGAACAGUAAGCGUCAAGGUAAUGAGUUUGUGCAAGAGUUCUGGAAUGUUCUUCCUAAGGCUCUUAAAGACAUUGUUUCUCAAGGAGAUGAUAAUGGCAAAAGCGCUGUCGCACGUGUGAUCAAGAUAUGGGAAGAAAGAAGAGUGUUUGGAUCACGUUCAAAGAGUCUUAAAGAUGUAAUGCUUGGAGAAGAUGUUCCUCUGCCACUUGAUAUCAGCAAAAAGCGGCCUCGCGGAUCCAAAUCUUCAAAACGGGAGUCAAAAUCGUCCAGAACGAAAUUAGCAUCAAGUGGUGGUGUGGCUGAGAAGAUAGCAUCAGCAUAUCAUUUGGUUGUUGCAGAAAACUCAAAUGAAGAAGCUGAGAUGAAUAAAUGUAAGUCUGCAGUUAAACGAAUCCGGAAGAUGGAGAAAGAUGUUGAAGAAGCCUGCUCUACUGCAAAAGACAACCCGAAGAGAAAAUCUUUGGCGAAAGAAUUGGAAGAAGAAGAAUACCUUUUGAGACAAUGUAUUGAGAAACUUAAAUCUGUUCAAGGAAGUAGAAGUUCCCUUGUGAACCAGCUUAAAGAUGCACUACGUGAACAGGAAUCCGAACUGGACAAUCUUAAAGCUCAGAUUCAGGUAGCUAAAGAACAAACAGAGGAAGCCCAAAACAUGCAGAAACGGCUUAAUGAUGAGGAUUACACAUCAAAACAAACAACUGCUGCCACUACGAUAACCGAGACAAAUGACAACACCAAAUCUGGUCAAGCAUCAAAAAUGACGCCUGCAUCUAUUGCUGCAAUGCUCACAGCGUCAACCUCAUCACAUAUGAUAAUGCAGUCUGUUCUAUCUUCAUUCGCAGCUGAAGCAACAAAGACUUCUGGUCUAUCCAAAUCAGAGAGCACAGUUCCGGUCUCAGACACUAAUGCUUCAUUCCCUUCUUACAACAACUCCCAGAAUCAGACACCUACCACACAAGGUCAGUACCAUGUAAUACCUAAUCCACCACCACCACAGUUCCUAAAACCACCGGUAAUGAAUAACCCUUACGCCUUUGGCAACAUUCCGUUAAUGCCACCUGGGCUUCCGCCACCACCACCACCACCACAUUUGAUAGGUAAUCAACAGCCUCAAAUUCCUCAGUCGAACUCAGCUCAGCAAUCUCAACAAGGUCCAACUUUCCAGCCACCAGGGAUAAUGUAUUACGGAGCUCCACACCAUUCUUAAAAUAGAAAUGAUGUUAGUUAAUAGCUUUAGAUAGUUCUGACCCUUUUUAUCUGCUCGAAUGCGGUUUCGAUGUUACAUUGUUGGGUCAAAUCAAAGUAGAACUACUGUUCCUCUGGUUGUAGAAUCCUCACCUUUUCCCGUUACAGAUAUUUGUACCACAAGUUUCUACAACAUAAUGUAAUAAUUUCUCCUGUUCACUCUCUAUCUCCUUCCUGUAUGUAUGUAUACUUCUAUACCUUAAGAAC